Hyla sarda is the source of this 7858-nucleotide messenger RNA. It is a transcript of the gene DENND4A, whose product is annotated as DENN domain containing 4A. The transcript is spliced from 34 exons. Gene Ontology annotation, molecular function: protein binding. The coding region runs from base 134 to 5932 and encodes 1932 amino acids. Gene Ontology annotation, cellular component: cytoplasmic vesicle. The record is from RefSeq and is a predicted model, not a curated record. Gene Ontology annotation, biological process: regulation of Rab protein signal transduction. NCBI's taxonomy places the organism in Eukaryota, Metazoa, Chordata, Amphibia, Anura, Hylidae.
AAACCACAGGGUUUCCCCAUCAUAGCUGGGCUGUCAUAGAGCUGUGACAGACAUUUCAUUCAGAGCUGUGUCACCGAGGGGAGCGAAGCUUAACACGGAGCACACGAAGGACCCUCAAGGGACAAUUCUUCCAAUGAACAGCUGUCUCAUCCCAACACGGAAGAUGAUGGAAGACAAAGGACCCCGUGUUGCCGACUACUUUGUUGUUGCAGGAUUAACAGAGUCAUCGAAACCACUUGAGGAGGAAAUCCACUUUAAUGAUGCCUGCCAUAAGAUAGCGAAACCAAAGGAACCAAUCACAGAUGUUACAGUGAUCAUCAAAUCCCUUGGGGAAGAGGUACCACAGGGAUAUAUAUGUAUGGACACUACCCCGACCGGCCUUUCAGCUGAUCUCAAUAAUGGGAGCAUCCGGGGCCCUCAGAUAUAUCUGUGUUAUAGGAGAGGAAGAGACAAGCCGCCUUUAACAGAUCUGGGGGUCCUGUAUGAAUGGAAAGAGCGGCUGAAACAGGGUUGUCACAUCAUCCAGACUACACCACAUGGACGUCCUGCCAAUAUAAGUAGUAGCACUUCCUCGCAGAAAGCAUACAUCACCUACCGAAGAGGCUCCGAAAACAUGACCCAGAAUACCCUGGCUGUGACCGAUAUUUGUAUAAUCAUCCCCAGCAAAGGCGAGACUCCGCCACAUACCUUCUGUAAGGUGGAAAAGAACCUUAACAGCAGCAUGUGGGGAUCAGCAGUGUACCUCUGUUACAAGAAGUCUGUUGUGAAAGCCAAUGCAGUAUCUUAUAAAGCUGGUUUAAUAUGCAGAUAUCCAGAAGAGGAUUAUGAGUCCUUUCCUUUGCCAGAGUCUGUGCCUCUCUUCUGCUUGCCCAUGGGGGCGACAAUAGAAUGCUGGCCGUCCAACAGUAAUUAUCCGCUUCCAGUUUUCUCUACCUUUGUUUUAACUGGGGCAUCUGCUGAUAAGGUGUACGGAGCGGCCAUACAGUUCUUUGAGCCUUUCACUCACGAGCAGCGGACAGAAAAACAGAAAGUACAAUUAGGAUUGGCAAACAAUGCAGAAGGAAAGCCAGACGCUUCUAAAAGCAUCCAUGUCAGCAAGUGCAUCUGCCUCCUGUCUCACUGGCCUUUCUUUGAUGCAUUUAAGAAAUUUCUCACUUUCCUCUAUCGCUAUUCCAUCUCUGGACCUCAUGUGCUCCCAAUAGAGAAACAUAUCUCGCACUUCAUGCACAAAGUUCCUUUCCCUUCUCCACAGAGGCCAAGAAUAUUGGUACAGCUUUCUCCGCACGAUACCCUGAUACUGAGCCAACCUGUGUCCUCACCACUUCCACUCAGCGGAGGGAAGUUUUCUACGUUACUGCAGAAUCUAGGCCCUGAGAAUGCAGUGACUCUCUUGGUCUUUGCUGUGACUGAACACAAGAUCCUCAUCCAUUCUUUACGGCCGUCUGUUCUCACCAGUGUAACUGAAGCUUUGGUCUCUAUGAUUUUUCCCUUCCAUUGGCCAUGCCCAUAUAUUCCUCUUUGCCCUUUGGCCCUGGCAGACGUGCUGAGUGCCCCAUGUCCUUUCAUUGUGGGAAUUGAUUCUCGCUACUUUGAUUUGUAUGAGCCCCCUCCGGAUGUGAGCUGCGUUGACCUAGAUACCAACACCAUCUCCCAAUCAGAGUGUAAGAGGAAUGUCAGCUGGAAGAACCUUCCUAAGAAAGCCUGCAAGAAUCUCCUGAAUACCCUGAGCAACCUGUAUCAGCAACUGGCAGAGUUACAACAAAGACCUAGAGAUGAUGCACUUCUCGAACUGGCAAUGAACGACUAUGACUUAAUUUCGGGGAAGAAACUCCAUCAGCUUGAUAUGGAGAUUCAAGAAGCCUUCUUAUGCUUCAUGGCAUCCAUUUUGAAGGGAUACAGAGCCUACCUUCGACCCAUCACACAGGCCCCCUCUGAGACUGCCACAGAUGCCAGCUCCCUUUUUGAGCUCCAAGGGUUUUUAAAGAGUCGUGAUCGUUCCCACCACAAAUUCUACAAUAUGAUGACUAAGACUCAGAUGUUUAUACGGUUCAUUGAGGAGUGCUCAUUUGUUAGUGAUAAGGAUGCAAGUUUGGCCUUCUUUGAUGACUGUGUGGAGAAGCUGUUCUCAGAAAGGAAUUGUGUUGAAAAAGGUGUCAAGGUGGAUGUAGACAAAUCUGGAGACAUGCGUCUUAUUGAGCUGGAUGAGUCUCAUAAGAGUGAGCACACAGUGUUCAUUACACCCCCUGAGAUCCCUCAUUUACCAAAUGGGGAGGAGCACCCCAAAAAAUACAGUUACAGUGGGUUUCCUGUUCUUACAAUUGACCUCUUUGACACUCCGGAUGGGCUCUUGAAAACCCACAGACUUUCCACUAAAGUUACUGCACCCUGCAGUCCGUCUCCAAUGUUUAGGAGAACUAAACAGGAAAUCAAGUCAGCUCAUAAAAUAGCAAGACAGUACUCUUCUAUUCCCCAAAUGUGGUCCCGAUGUCUACUGAAGCACUGCUAUGGCCUGUGGUUUAUAUGCCUGCCUGCAUAUGUCAAAGUCUGCCAUUCCAAAGUGAGAGCUCUGCGUACUGCAUACGACAUCCUUCGGAAGAUGCAAGCCAAGAAAAUUGACUCUCCUGAUGAGGUGUGCUAUCGUGUUCUCAUGCAGCUGUGUGGUCAGUAUGGUCAGCCUGUUCUUGCAGUUAAAGUUUUAUUUGAAAUGAAGAAAGCUGGAGUGCAACCCAAUGCAAUCACCUACGGAUACUAUAACAAAGCUGUUCUGGAAAGCGUUUGGCCUUCUGGGAACAGGGGAGGUUAUUUCCUGUGGAUAAAGGUCAGGAAUGUUCUUCAUGGAGUAGCCCAGUUUAAGAGAGCCUUGAAAAAGCAGCAUUCUUUAGCACCGCAUGCUACACCCUCAGAUACCAGUGAUCUGGACGCAGUUAGUCAUGGCAGUAUGGACAGCUCUGUUGACAUGAAUGCCACAGAUCAACCGUCAUUCAGUACAGAUGUCACCAGCACUGACCCUGCAGAUGACAGAUCUAGCACAGGUGGUCAAUCUGAUCUAGGAUACAGCUCUUUAUCCAAGGAAGAGGUUCGCAGAGGAGCAGUGCAUGAUAUACAAGAAGAACAGGAAGACUCUAGAGGGAGUGACUCUAGCUCAAUGUCAGAGACAGAGAGUUCUAAGGGCAGCAGAGAUGGCCUUCCUCAGCUGCUUAGUCCUAUUGCUCAAGUUGCCAACUCCACAUCCAACAUUGUUAGGAAAGAGGUCAAACCAGACAACAUCGCUGAAACCUUUUGUACAGAAAAUGCAGCUGGACUACUAUUUGCUUCCUCCUUCGAAGAUGCCAGGGAAAGUGAAAUAUACCAAAGCUGGAGUUUACGUAAGAGGCACAAGAGUGCCAUGGAACCAGGCUUAAAAGAUCAGUUAGAAUGGGCACCUAACAGUGGGCAGUACAAGCAAGAAAAUAUUGCAGGGCUACUAAUCGGUGGCACAGACCAGGAGGAAACAGCUGGUAAGAUGCUUCAUAAACUGGGAGCAGAUGCCAAGAUACUCAAUGGAGCUCUCCAGAAAAGCAUUCCUCGGCCAAAGACCUUGGACAUAAAAAGGGCAUCUCCAAGGAAGGAAAUUGUGAACAUAACCAAGGAGUGGAGUGAUGACGAAUCCCCAGUGGGGGAGGAGGGGUAUCCUGACAAGGCUGACUCACCAGUGAUUUUUGACCUUGAAGAUCUUGACAAUGACACUGUAGAAAGUAAACCAAUAAAAGCAAAUUGCCAGAAGGAAAAACCCAGAGACAGAAACAUGAGCAUAAGCUCAGCAAUAUCAGUGUUCCCAGCCAAGCCCGUGGAGAAGACAGAUGUAGAGGUAGGAUUAGACCCUCUAUCAAUGCUAGCAGCAGAGACCGAGCAAGAAGAAGAAAUCGAGGAAGUGGUGGACAAAACUCUUUUGACGCCUUCUGCUAAAAGGGACCUUGCAGAAGAGAUUGAGAUGUAUAUGAAUAACAUGAGCAGUCCAUUGGCCAGUAGGGCUCCAAGCAUGGACUUACAAAGGAACACCUCAGAUCAGUAUAAAAGCUCUAAAUCUUUACCACUCUGCAGACGCUUGAGUCUUCCCUCGUCACCUCCACAGGCACCUAGAUUAACAAAGUCAAAAACUUACCAUGUAAAACCUGAGGAGAGGCAACGAAGUCGGCUCUGGUCCUCUCCUGCAUACUCGGUGGGAAGUCUAAAAACAGAAGACCCUUCAGAUUCCACGGUUGCACUAAUGUCCCCAACAUCUUUUAACAUUGACACAAUUCUUACUCCCAAGCUUGAUGUGCUAAAGAGCAGCAUGUUUUCUGCUGGAAAAGGAGUUGCUGAAAAGGCUACUAAAUGGUACUCAAAAAUUGCUAACUACACUGGCCCAGGGAAGGAUCCGAAUUCUGACCGCAUGAGCCUGUGCUCGAGUGGGACAGGAGAUGUAGAAUCAGGCUCUCUCAAUGAAGAUGACUUUGAAGGCAUUCCCUCUUCACGUGACAAUGACCUCAACACUGCCAACAGCUCAGUGGGCAUGAGUAGAACCAGCCUGGAGAGUAACACUUCCCAAGAGGGCAGCUCAAAGCAGCUCUACAACAGUAGCUCGCCUUCUAGGAUCACAAUAAACUACAAAACUGAGCCUCAUUCCUCAAGCAAUUCCAGCAGUACCAGUGUAUUCCAGAACUAUGCCAUGGAGGUCCUGAUCUCCAGUUGCUCGCGGUGUCUGACAUGUGAUUGUCUUGUUCAUGAUGAAGAGAUUAUGGCAGGCUGGACAGCAGAUGACUCAAAUCUCAACACAACAUGUCCCUUCUGUGGCAAUUCCUUCCUCCCAUUCUUAAAUAUAGAAAUCCGAGAUUUGCGACGACCCAGCAGAUACUUCAUGAAAGCCAGUCCAUCUGCAGAAUGUAUGCCCAUUCCUUCUGUUUCAUCCCAGAGACCCAAGUCUGAAAUUGUUACUCCCACUUUUUCCCUUAAUCCAAGCAAAACAAAAUUGGAAGAGACUAAUGUCAGGAUCAUACAGAUCCCAAAAGGAAGGAGGAAGAAUGAUAGCAGUGAAUCAGCAUCUCCAAGUCUCCCUGUAGUGAGAAGCAUCAGUACGUUCAGCCCUUUGGAUGAGAAGCCAUCUAGCAAACUGAGCCAUGUUUCCACUGGCAGCCUGCCUACUAACCUUCAGACUUCCGCUGACUCCCUGGACUGGAGGAUGUCACACCCCGAGCCAAUCACUGUCCCUUACCUCAGCCCCCUUGUAGUGUGGAAAGAACUGGAAAGCCUGCUGGAGAAUGAAGGAGACCCAGCGAUUUCUGUACCGGGUUUCGUGGACCAUCACCCCAUUGUUUUCUGGAACUUGGUGUGGUAUUUUAGGAGACUGGAUCUUCCUAGUAAUCUGCCUGGAUUAAUCUUAUCCUCAGAACAUUGCAACAUACAUUCCAAGAUUCCUAGGACCACAGUGUCUGAAGACAGUAAACAUGUCCUUAUUCAAGUCUUAUGGGACAAUCUGAAGCUACACCAGGAUCCACGGCAGCCGCUGUACAUCUUGUGGAACACUUUAAGUCAAAACUGCACUGUAGUUUAUGAGACCCAGGAGCAUCCCCUGGCCCUUGCCCAACAGGAGGAGGCGUUUAAUCAGGAGUUUCUCCAAGGUCUGGUGAGAAGCAUUAAGAACAACAAUGUGUAUGGUCCUGUGAGCCAGAUACUGGAGUCCCUGCAGCAUAGUCCAAAGAAUUCCAGACAGAGGAGUUUGUACAGAGAAAUUUUGUUCCUGUCUCUUGUAGCUCUGGGGAGAGAGAACAUUGACAUUGAUGUGUUUGACCGGGAAUACAAGACGGCCUAUGAUCGCCUUACCCCUGAGCAGGUAAAGUGCACCCAGAUUUGUGACCGUCCUCCAAGUACAGGCGUCACAGAAUGCAGGAAGACAUUUGGACAGCCGUUCCUCUGAGGACCUGAUCUGCCACCACUAUGGAUACAGGAGCAAGAUCUCUGCACAUAUAUAUGUGUCUUCAAGGAGAUUAAACAUUGGGAACAAGCAAUAUGGAAGAUUUUCAUGGUAGGACUGUGUGUAAAAUGGAAGACGAGAGGCGGAUGAGGCCUAUUGUCUACAUAACCUCGCCUGUCCACAGAUGGAAGUUCAGGUCUCUGCAUAAUGGAAAAAGGAAAGCGGGAGAUUUACAUCAUUCCGAGUGUUGUAGUUUACAAAGAAUAUUUAUACUUGUAUAAAAUUUUUAUGUACAGUAGGUACACAUGCCUAGUAAGUCCUUACCAUUCCAUUUUGUAUUCUAUGCGAGUACUGAGCAAUGAUCGUGUGUUAUGGACAGUAUGUUACAGUGCCUCAAAGUGUAGGCACCACCUUGUCUUUAGCUAUCAUCUCUUAAUUUAUUAGAAGUCCUGGGUGCCGUGUGAUAUUUGCAGUGGAGAAAUCGAGUUCUGAAAACAUUUAGAGGUGACAUCUGCAGCCGGCAGCUGGCUGUGGAUUACCAGACCUGGAGCAGCAAUAAAUACACUAAUCCUGUACCCAUGUGAAUGAUGUAAUGAGCUGAGCUAUGAUGGUGGUUCAGAGAUACCACUGGAGUGCAACAUGUCACAUCUCUAUUCCUCCCCAUGUUUUACUAUUACUUUGUUUGGGAUGCUUCCUUGUUAUGGUACCUAAAGAGAAUGUUUUUUCAUGUAAACAAUGGUGAUAAGCAUAUCUCGAUUGUAAUGCUGACAAACAAGCAUAUAUUGCCAUCAGCGGGCUUGUCCGGUUUAGACAACCCCUUUCUAUUUACCCUAUUAGGGCAUACAGACUGGGACCCCUAAGGCCUAUGUUCAGCCCACAUAACACCUACCAAAUUAAUUGCCAUCACUAAGGCUAAUAGCCUCCUACCCCUGACCUCACAGUCAGCAUUGGUCCAGGAGAUGAGCGGACUCCCUGAAUAGAUGAAUUGUAUCUAUUUCCUUGAGUGCCCUGCUACUUGCAUAUUACAGUUAUCUUAUCAUUCCUACCAAGCACGCAAUAUGUAGCAGUGACCCGAUACGAACAGUGACGGCUCCACUGCCACCCAGUGUUGUACUUACCUACUCCCAGGACCCUCAGGUGGCUUGUUGUUUACACACUCAAAUGUAAUUCUUGCAAAUAUAAAUGAAAUGAAUCCUAGUGCACUUAAUGCUGUUACAUUCCCAAUACUACAAUGCUAUAGACUAUUAUAAGACGUUUGCUUUGCACUAUAAAUACUGUUUAGUAAUAACGGUAUAUGAUGCUUAGUUCAGAAGAAAGCCCCUUUCCUGUGUAAGGGAUUAAUACGCAGUUGACUGUACUACACAUGUCACCUCCAUACUGGAAGAGUCUCCAUUAUCAGCUUCAAUGAAAUAUGUGGCUCUGCAAAGGGUUAACUCUUCUCUGGUCUUCAUCUCAUUCCUCUGUCCAAUGGUACUGUCUGGAGCUGUACAUUCUGUAGAUUUGUAAUAUUUCCAGAAAUAAUAUACUGAGAAGAAAUGAGUUUAUUAUAGAAAUCCUCUUUAUUUUUGUGGUAAGGGGCACGUUUACAUUGGUCAGACAUUUCGGUUAUUGAUAAAGAACGCAGCAUUGUAGAAGACCAGAAGUAGAGAGGGGUCAGCGUCUAUAGCUGGACUAUGUCACGAGAGGUCAUGUCAGAUGUAGCACUGUUACUGCCCAGGCCCGAUGUGCUCUACCUUAAACACUGUAAAGAAUCUGCAGAUCCCUUCUGGUUUACAGGCUCACAGGCACUGCCAAGAACCACUUGUGUACUGAAAGAUACAGUAUAUAUGAAGCUGGUUUACCGGUGACAUGUACGAUCUUUAUAUGGCUGUUACCAUGUGACCUUUUGUUGUGUUGCUUUUAUUUAAUAAAACGUCUUUAGAAAUUGGA